AUGGGUCUCAUCCGUUCUAUCACGCAGUCAAUGCGGAACAACAAGCUUUCUCGCAAACUUUCCACAUCGAAACCGAGACAAAGAUAUGAGGACUCGAACGACUUGAUCAAAAUCCCCUCGAACGCGGGCUCCCUGACGGGGGAGCCCGCUAGGCCCCCCUCACCGACCAUCGUUCAGCAGAAGGAGACAGAGAGUAUAUUUCCAGCGGAAUCGCCUUCUCGCCGGGCACCUCUUUCACCUGCAGAUUUAAAUCUACAGAGUCUGUUUGACAAUGCCGAAACCCUAGACCCGAAUAGCCGUGCUAUGAAGGCCUUGUCGAUGCCGCCUGAAUACCCGGUCUACAGACUCGAUACAUCAAAAUCGCCAACGGGCAGCCCGAAGAAGCGUCUUCAAGAUCCAAUCGAGACAAAGGAGAAUUGGGGUGUCAGAGAGAGAGCUGGGCGGCGGAUGUCUAUGAUGAGUCGCAGUGACAAGAGGAAGUCGGAUAUGAGCGGGAUAAAUGAGAACCCGAGAUCGAAGAUUCGAAGAUCGAUGAAUGGGGUAUCCGAGUUCCUGCGGAGAAACUCUUCUGCUCAGAACCCGCGCUCCUGCUCGUCGCUUAAGACAUUGAGGAGCGGGUCGUCGCAAAAAUGGCUGGAGUCGGAUAGUGAUAACGAUAGCCUGGGGAAGGAACAGACCGAGCUGAAGUGGUUGGAAGUAAAUGGGCUGAGUGAUCCGUAUACAGGGCGGGCGUUUGAGUUUUGGGGGAAUCAAGUAAUGGCGCGACGGUACUGUUGA
Molecule: messenger RNA, 777 nt
Organism: Penicillium chermesinum
Lineage: Eukaryota; Fungi; Ascomycota; Eurotiomycetes; Eurotiales; Aspergillaceae
Exons: 1
Coding region: 1-777 (258 amino acids)
Source: RefSeq, a predicted model, not a curated record